AUGAAAAUGAUGUUGUAUUCCGUGGCCACUGGCCUCCACCAGAAAUCUCUUUCGAGCUGCCAGCAUCCUUCCCAGUCACCAAGUCUCACGCUCAUCCUUCCUGUGUUUGUUCACGAAGGGAUGAAAGCGAUGGAUCAUGAAACCCGUACGAGGCAAUUUUGCAACGGCAGCUUCUCGUCAAAAUGUUACGAAUUCUCCAUCGAAGGAGGCACCAAAACUCAAGAGAUCCUACGGGAUGAGAAAUUCCGUCAUCUGGAACCACGUUGCACUGCUGAUCAUGGAACGAACUACCACGGGGGCGCCUCGACCGAAUCCGAUACUGUGCGAUGUAUUCCCGCAACCACCUGUGAGGCUUUCCCAGAGAUGGCGAUCCAAUUAAGAAAGUGCUUGGUGUCAGGGCCUCUGGUUCAGUCUUUCAUGAAUUUGAAGCAGUCGAUUAGCGGAACGGGAGUUAGCCUGAUGGGUAUUGCCAACCCUGUUUCGGAUCUCAAAAUCCUGUGGGAGCCGUCAAUGAGGAUGAGUUUGCGGCAAUCUGAGAUCUAUCCUGCCGAGUGA
This is a messenger RNA of Colletotrichum lupini, 555 nucleotides long. RefSeq lists its product as uncharacterized. Lineage: Eukaryota; Fungi; Ascomycota; Sordariomycetes; Glomerellales; Glomerellaceae. The record is from RefSeq and is a predicted model, not a curated record. The coding region runs from base 1 to 555 and encodes 184 amino acids. The transcript is spliced from 5 exons.